This is a messenger RNA of Rhizophagus irregularis DAOM 181602=DAOM 197198, 522 nucleotides long. The record is from RefSeq and is a predicted model, not a curated record. Lineage: Eukaryota; Fungi; Glomeromycota; Glomeromycetes; Glomerales; Glomeraceae.
AUGUCCCCUUCAGAGUUAAAAUUACCAAAACUGCAUUCGUGGGCAUAUCAUAUAAUUGAUUCAAUUCGAUCAUUUGGUGCAGUUAAUGGAUACACUACGGAGACUUACGAAAGCCUUCACAAAGAAUACGUUAAGAAACUCUACCGAUUAAGUAAUAAAAAAAAUAUUGAAGUUCAAAUAAUGAAAAUAGCAACUACUAUCCCUCGUAUAUUUAAAUUUACAGCAAUACUUUUCAAAUUUCUAUUAAAAGAUGCCCAUGAUUUUUUUGUAGAACAGGCUAAUAUAGACCACAAAAUGAGAUAUGGAUUUGACAAUUUUUUGGAAUGUUUAAAUCUGUAUAUGGAUCACAAAAGUAUUGCAAAUAAAAGCCAAGUGACAAUAUACAGAUCAGUUAUAAUAGAAAAUGGUGCAAUAAUGCGUGCUACUAACAGUUAUUAUGGCAGACCUUGGUAUAGUAAUGUGUCUGUUCGUAUGAAUUCUGAUGAAUUAUUUGAUUACGCUUCUGAUCAAGGCAUUUGUUAA